Molecule: messenger RNA, 1806 nt
Organism: Marasmius oreades (fairy-ring Marasmius)
Lineage: Eukaryota; Fungi; Basidiomycota; Agaricomycetes; Agaricales; Marasmiaceae
Exons: 12
Coding region: 1-1806 (601 amino acids)
Biological process (GO): transmembrane transport
Molecular function (GO): transmembrane transporter activity
Source: RefSeq, a predicted model, not a curated record
AUGGCUACCAUCGAGGUCGUCCAGCGCGCUGCCGAUGAAACUGUUUCAAGAGUCCAGGAAAAUGUGAACGAAACGAAGCAAGGGGAAUACACGAGGGAAGGACCAGCUGUGGAUUCAUCAGAAUUCCCCAAAUUCGACGACAUUCCCGGACUGAAGAUUGCAGCCAUUCUUUUUAGUCUGGGACUUGCCAUGUUUCUCUUCGCCAUCGGUGUGUUACACGCUCUCGAGUUCACGAUUACAAGGCCUAAAUUUCUUGCAGAGCAAACCAUUGUGGCGACCUCUGUUUCUAGUAUUGGGGAAGCAUUGAAUAUAAAGGAGUCUCUUACAUGGAUCUCGACAGCCUACCUUCUCACCACCACUGUUGCCCAACCGAUUGCUGGGAGAAUUGCGGAUGCCGUUGGCGUGAAAAGAUUGCUGAUUAUCGAGUUGUGGGUUUUCGUCCUUGGGAAUAUCAUCUCAGGCACUGCCAAUGGCCUUGGGCAGAUCAUUGCGGGACGUUUAAUUGCUGGUUUGGGAGGUGCAGGACUGUUGACGCUCUCGUGCAUUGUCAUUACUCAACUGACGCAUGAGAGACAACGUGCCUCGUAUAUGAACCUGAUCAAUGUUGUUUUCAUCUUUGCCGACUCCCUUGGCCCAAUCGUCGGUGGGGCACUUGCAAACUCUGGUAAUUGGCGGUGGUUGUUCCUACUCAAUGCACCGUUCGGUCCUGUCAUCAAUAUAAUCCUCAUCUUUGCACUUCGUUUGCCGCGAACUCCCAGUCCUAUCCGCACAUUUCGAGACGUUCUCACAAAGGUUGAUCUCAUCGGCAUGUUCCUGCUUGUAUCUGCUCUGAGCUUCAUCAUAAUCGCAUUGAACUCUGGUGGACAAACCGCCUCCUGGGGCUCUCCGAUGGUCAUAGGACUUAUGUGUGCAGCUGGACUUUCGUUCUUCUUGUUCUGGAUCGCGGAAAAGUACGCUCAGAUGCCUGUGGCUCCGACACGGUUGUUCACAAAGUGGGAAUGGAGGAAUAUUCCGCUCUCGGUCGUUAUGCGGACGUUGCUCUUCUUCCAUAUCUUUGCGACCACGUUUUACCUUCCCAUUUUCCUGCAAGUUAUAGGUAUAUCGACUAUCGUUGCGUCCGCAUUGAUUAUUCCGUUCCUUAUCAUGGCUGCCAUCGCGAGCACUGCAUGCAACGAAAUGGCCCGUUUGUUCAACGGUCAUGUCCGGUUGGUUUACAUAGGAGGAUUAUUAUUGCUCCCCGUUGGCUUGGGGUUAAUGUCUUCUUUAAAUGAAAAUAGCUCAUUGGGGAAGGUAGUCGGCUAUUCGUUAAUUGCUGGUACUGGAUUUGGAUCGGGCACUCAACUGUCGAUGGUGAUUGCCCAAGUAGGUGUCCCAGCAGAUGAACUCUCGACUGUGACUGCCCUCGUUGGUUCUGCCCCCUCUCUUGGUGGAACAUUGGGUGUAGCAGCGCUUGGGACUGUCAUCAACAACAUCUUCCGUAGCGCGUUUUUUAACUCUUCCGCUGUCGCUGCGUAUAUCACAGAAAGGAAUAUACAGGUCAAUGUGAAUGACGUGGUGGAUACUAUUAGACUUUUCCCCGAGGGAAGCAUUGCUCAUACCGAGGCCGUUAAAGCGUACGUUCUUGCGUGGAGAAGGGGACUUUGGACGUUGGUGGGAAUUUCGGGGCUCGAGAUAGUGAUGUGUUUGCUAUUGAGAAGAGUGGAGCUGGCGACAGGUCGGAAAGAUGACACGGAGAAAAAGGUACUAGGGGAAGUUACUGACAAAGAGACAGCGCAGAAGUCGGAGGACUUCCCAGGGAGUACUUAG